This is a messenger RNA of Desarmillaria tabescens, 728 nucleotides long. RefSeq names its product RNA-binding domain-containing protein. The record is from RefSeq and is a predicted model, not a curated record. Bases 108 to 593 code for a protein of 161 amino acids. The transcript has 5 exons. Gene Ontology annotation, cellular component: exon-exon junction complex; nucleus; cytoplasm. Lineage: Eukaryota; Fungi; Basidiomycota; Agaricomycetes; Agaricales; Physalacriaceae. Gene Ontology annotation, molecular function: mRNA binding. Gene Ontology annotation, biological process: RNA splicing.
ACAUAACCAGGACCCCGGAACUUGUCGCCGCCCGGUCUCGGAAGUCUGCCGAGAGCCCUGUCCUGAUGUGACUAAGUGUGACAGCUCGCCGCGUCUUUUACACCACCAUGUCCGACGAUGAAAUGAACAUUGACGAGGUCGCUGCGGGGGGAGCCGUUAGGAGGAGAGGUCGUGGCUUCCAAAACACGGGCGGCAACGAGGGCACGGUGACUGCUGAACCCACAUAUGACCGGGUCGAAUCCAAAGAUUCCGAUACCAGGGCCGCGCGUUCGGUUGAAGGCUGGAUUGUUCUAGUGACAAAUGUUCACGAGGAAGCGACUGAAGAGGACGUCACCGACAAGUUCGCAGAAUUCGGAGAGAUUAAAAACCUGCACCUUAACCUAGAUAGGCGGACAGGGUAUGUCAAGGGGUAUGCAUUGGUGGAAUACGAGACGAUGGCUGAGGCGCAGGCGGCUAUCGAUGGUGCAUCUGGUACCACCCUGCUGGAGCAGACAAUACAGUGUGACUUCGCAUUCGUUCGACCACCACCGUCCGGUCCGAAAAAAGGCAGAGGCCCUCGUGGACGCAGCGCAAGUCCAAACAGAAGGCGAUGACCACGUAUCUUUGUAGCAUCUUAUAUUUCCUCGCCUUGUACACCAAUAUAUUACUUGUUACUCAACUGCUACAUUUCGGAACGUUUUCUGUCUGUAGCCUAUCACUGUCAGUGAUGCGACCCGUCGUGACAUUAC